Molecule: messenger RNA, 585 nt
Organism: Dictyostelium discoideum AX4
Lineage: Eukaryota; Evosea; Eumycetozoa; Dictyosteliales; Dictyosteliaceae
Gene: rabF1-2
Product: Rab GTPase
Exons: 4
Coding region: 1-585 (194 amino acids)
Source: RefSeq, a predicted model, not a curated record
AUGAGUAAAGAAUAUGAACACUUAUUCAAAUUUGUACUUGCAGGUGAUAGUGGAGUUGGUAAAACAAGCAUUUUAUUUAGAAUUACAGAUGAUACAUUUACUGAAACACAUAUAACAAUUGGUAUUGAGUUUAAAAUAAAGACAGUUUAUAUUGAAGGUAAACCAAUAAAACUUCAAAUUUGGGAUACAGCUGGAGAAAAGCGAUUUAGAGUUCAUAAUUCACAUUAUAGAGGUUGUCAUGGAGUUAUUAUAGUUUAUGAUGUUACAGAUCAAAGAUCAUUUGAAAAUGUUCCCUCAUGGAUAGAAGAUAUCCGAAGAUAUGCAAAUGAAAAUGUCAUUAAAAUUAUAAUUGGAAAUAAAAAUGAUUUAGUCUCACAAAAAGUGGUUGACCCUUUUUUAGCUCAAGAAUUUGCCGAUUCUUUAGAUAUUCCAUUCAAAGAAAUAAGUGCAAAACAAUCAAUUAACAUUGAAGAGGCUUUUAUCUCUUUAGUAAAGCUUUGUAUAAAUAGAAUUGAAGAAACUUCUCUAAAAAAAACACAAUCCCCCGAAAAAAAUAAUUUUUUAAAAACAAAUAAUAAUACUUAA